AUGAGCGGGCCUAAUAGGGCAAAUGUUAUCGGGAAUGGAACUCUUGUUCCUCUCUCAGUCAUCGAAUCGGAGGGCUACAAUCAGAAGCAGCUCCUCUGGACUCGACUUCGAAAAGCCUCAAGGGAACCGUUCUCAGAAUUCUUCGGAACCAUGAUUUUGAUCUUAUUUGGUGAUGGAGUCGUUGCGCAAGUCACUCUGAGUAAAAAUCAGAGAGGUGACUAUCAGUCUAUAUCAUGGGGCUGGGGAAUUGCUGUCAUGCUAGGCGUAUAUACCAGCGGCAUAUCCGGCGGCCACAUCAACCCAGCCGUAACAUUCGCAAACUGUCUAUACCGCAAAUUCCCCUGGCGCAAGUUCCCCAUCUACAUGCUCGCUCAAAUCUUGGGAGCCAUGACUGGAGCCGCCAUCGUCUACGCAAACUACAAAUCAGCAAUUGACGUUUAUGAAGGCGGUCCCAAUAUUCGUACAGUGCCUGGAUAUUCACAGAAUGCCACAGCAGGGAUAUUCUGUACAUACCCUGCACCAUUCAUGACCAAAACCGGCCAAUUCUUUUCCGAGUUCAUUGCCAGUUCAAUACUGAUGUUUACCAUCUUUGCAAUUAAUGAUGAUAACAACAUCGGUGCUGGCCCACUGGCUCCGCUGGUUUUAUUCUUUCUCAUCUUUGGGAUCGGUGCCUGUUUUGGAUGGGAGACGGGGUAUGCGAUUAAUCUUGCGCGCGAUUUUGGCCCAAGGCUUGUGAGUUAUAUGAUUGGUUAUGGUCAUAAUGUCUGGGCCGCUGGAAAUUAUUACUUUUGGCCCAGUGAAUACUCCAUGGAUGGGUUUAAAAAGUUUUAG
This is a messenger RNA of Talaromyces stipitatus ATCC 10500, 831 nucleotides long. Its product is annotated as aquaglyceroporin, putative. The record is from RefSeq and is a predicted model, not a curated record. Gene Ontology annotation, molecular function: water channel activity; glycerol channel activity. The coding region runs from base 1 to 831 and encodes 276 amino acids. Gene Ontology annotation, cellular component: plasma membrane. Lineage: Eukaryota; Fungi; Ascomycota; Eurotiomycetes; Eurotiales; Trichocomaceae. Gene Ontology annotation, biological process: water transport; glycerol transmembrane transport. The transcript is spliced from 3 exons.